UUCAUGCUGAGUGCAUUCCGCGUUACCAGUGGAAAAAAACUUUUUUGGCGGUCUCCUCUGUUUCCUUUCAACGCAGAAGCGAUCGAUUCCGCCAUGGGAGGAGGCAACGGGCAGAAGGCCAAGAUGGCUCGCGAGAAAAACUUGGAGAAACAAAAAGGCGCCAAGGGAAGCCAGCUUGAUUCCAACAAGAAAGCUAUGACUAUUCAGUGCAAGGUAUGCAUGCAGACAUUCAUGUGCACGACCUCAGAGGUGAAAUGUAGGGAGCAUGCUGAAGCAAAACACCCAAAAUCUGAUGUUUUCGCCUGCUUCCCCCAUCUUCAAAAGUGAAAAAUUCUACAUCAAACUGCAUUACUCAAUGUGGGUGUUUAUAUAUAGAACAUAAUUUAUGAAAUUUGUAGUUAAGAGUGUUGGUUCUGAUCUCUGCUCAUACAACUGUGACUUUCUUUAGCUCUGCUGCAAUGUUCUACCUGUUUAGUCUCUGUAUGCCCCUCUUAACCUUUGAAAGCUCUAUCAAUCAAGUGGUGCAAUGUGAAUGAUUAGGUCUGUUUGGUUGGAUC
Cucurbita pepo subsp. pepo (vegetable marrow) is the source of this 557-nucleotide messenger RNA. RefSeq lists its product as uncharacterized. NCBI's taxonomy places the organism in Eukaryota, Viridiplantae, Streptophyta, Magnoliopsida, Cucurbitales, Cucurbitaceae. The record is from RefSeq and is a predicted model, not a curated record.